AUGGACGGAAUCACCCACCUCUCCAUAAUCUACGAUCCCGUAACGGAUACUGCACCUGAAAUCCGCAUCACCUCAGAUUCGUGGCACGAAUUGGUUCGAUUACAACAAAAAGUGAAACAGAAGACAAGCAACCUGCGUAACACAGCCGGAGGUGACGUUAUGUGCACACGCCAGUUCAAAUUUCACGUUAACCAAGUGAAGAAUAGGAAAGCAGUUUACAAAAGAAGAAAAACAGAAGUCGAGGAAAUGGUAACGGAGCGUGAUGUUCUGCUUAGAACGACCGACAUACUAGCUAAGAACUUUGAAGAUCUAAAAGAGAAAAUAGAGAGCUUUGGGGGAGAAGCACGUGAGUACGGUAUUAUGACGUCACUUACUCUUCUAAGGAUGGCAGAUCAGCCCUCAUCGGAUGUGGAGGAACUGAAAAAAAUUAUAGCUAGCUUCAAACUCACUUCUAAUCAACGCCCUAGUCACAUGGCUCCUCUCAAGAAGAAACGUCACGAUUUGCAACGAGUUUUUGAUAAUGAAGACGAAGUCUUCCAAAUGAAGCAAGCAAAGUUUAAAGAACGUUGUGAGCAGGCUGGAAUCGGUCACGGAGGACUGGAACUUCUGAUUGAAAAACUUGAAGAGCGAAGAGAACACGCAGGAAACGAUUCAAUCAAGAUACAGCAGCAAAUCAGUGAAAUGGAGGCGCAGACUUCUGUAAUCAGUUGCAGCAGCCUGUUAUCUCUCGAUGAUCAGUCUAAGGCGCAACUCACUGAAGAACAACUGGAAGCUGAAUUGUUAAUUCAGAGAAGCAGUGUUGAUCUCAACUAUCUGGAAAACGAAGUUAGAAGAAGACAGAUGCUGAGUUGGAGGAUCCUUGCUUCAAUGUUUGACUCAAAACUCGCAACUGCAAAGAAGGAAUCAAAUCUCGACUGCGAAGAACCAAUUGGUGACAAGAGUUAUUGCGUCUGA
This is a messenger RNA of Necator americanus (New World hookworm), 954 nucleotides long. RefSeq lists its product as uncharacterized. Bases 1 to 954 code for a protein of 317 amino acids. The transcript is spliced from 8 exons. Gene Ontology annotation, cellular component: centrosome; cilium; intraciliary transport particle B. Gene Ontology annotation, biological process: cilium assembly; intraciliary transport. The record is from RefSeq and is a predicted model, not a curated record. Gene Ontology annotation, molecular function: tubulin binding. NCBI's taxonomy places the organism in Eukaryota, Metazoa, Nematoda, Chromadorea, Rhabditida, Ancylostomatidae.